Messenger RNA from Amoebophrya sp. A120, 3476 nucleotides. The record is from the annotation of a GenBank genome assembly. Lineage: Eukaryota; Dinophyceae; Syndiniales; Amoebophryaceae.
GUUGUAUUGGGUCGGAGCGAAGAGUGAAAUUUUUCUUGUUCAGGUUUAAUAUGCGUAUCGCCAUGCAACGCGGUCGGCUUCCCGUGUAUUGUCGUCGAGGGAACGAUCCAAGAGGACCUUCUACUCUAUCGUACAGACUUAUCACCGUGUAGCAGGAACAGGAACAAAAUGAAAGCCGCCGCGCAUCUGAUCUUUACAUUACUUGACUGGACUUCUUGAUCACAGAGUAGCCGAACAUAAACUCCCACAUUGAUAGAUCAUUCUUCCGGACGACUACAGAAAAAUGACCACCGCUGCCAUCGCCUCCUUUUUGCAGGACUCCGCCGACAGCAUUGCUGAAACCUAUAACUACAUCACGCAAGAGACCAACUCGGACUUUGUAGACCUGGUGAAGCCCAGCAAACCUUCUACUUCGGUCCCCACGAAGCAACUGGAAGCUGGCUACUUUGUGGACCCGCUCGACGACAAAAGGCCGCUGAACGACCAAAAACACCACUCGGCGCCGUUGGUUCUCAAGGAGCUCGAGGGGAAGGAGAUAAAAAGUAAAGAGGAUGGAACUACGCCUGGGGGGAUUUCGUACGGCGGAGGAGGUAGCAGCACUAGCUUCUCCGCGGGAGGGGCGGCCGGUGGUGCACAAGGCUUCGCAUCCCAGGCGGUGCAGCAGGGGACGCAGGCGGCCGCGUAUAGUAGUUUGGCUUCGAAUUUAUGUUGGCUGAUCGGUUCUUGUGUGCUGCAUGGUUGUAUAGUGUGUGCCGUCCUAGCAUGACAAUUUCUGACUUGAAUGCAAACUUCGCAUGACAAAUACUGUAAAUCGACAACAGCAACUUCUUCUCCUCUUUGGGCAGCACCGUGCAAGACAUCCUCGAUCGCGACGGCCACGUGGAGCAUGUAGAUGGGACCAAAUUUCUAUGACAGUGAACAACUCCCCGCUCCCCUCAUUUGUACUGCUAUUGCAUAAACAGCAAUGCAAACGCCAGCGACCCUGGAGCCUGUGCAUGACAAAUUUAUGUGCCUACGGUGGUACUGUUUGAGCUUUCGAGAUUUGUCAUGCAAACAGUGCCACAGGGAAGUGACUGGAUUUGGCAUUUUGCAUGACAAAUGAGGGGGAGGUGGAGUUGUGCACUGUCAUAAUUCCCGACCAAGGAAGAAAUGGACAAAUACGAGGAAGAGCAAAACGCCAGUGCGUUACGCGUUGCAAAAGCAUCGGUUUGAUAGUGGACAUCGAGGGCGGAGUAGAACUCGCAAUUUUUUAAUACAGACUUUGAUAUCGUUCUUCCCACCCAGGAAAAGCUUGUAUGAGAAACCUCAUCAGCUAUGGUUGUUGUACUCGUAUGGAAAUAAACCGAGUAGAGGAUCUGUAGUUGUGAACAAUGACAUUCCCUAUCCGUCGUGGGUACGAUACAACGCCGACGAUGCUUUUGCACAGAAUACGUUCUGAGUAUCGAGGAUUUUACCAACAAUUCUUCCUCCUCCUCCUCUUCCCUGGCUGGCUUGCGUAACGACGACUCCCCAAACGGAAGUGACGAAGACCUGGCGAAGCUGAAAAUGACCCGGAACCCGUUGAAAAUGCAGGCGUUGCAGAUGCAGGAAAAGGAUAUAUUGAAGGAGAACCACAACAGCACUUCUGUUGGAGGACCACCACCAUCUUCACAACAAGGCACAACUACAGCAGCAGGAGGAGCUGCAGCAGGAGGAGGGGGCCCUGCUGGUACAACUACUGCUGUCCUUGUAGUUUCUGGUGACAAACAAGACCCCCGUAAGAAAGAGGAGGACAAAGUAGACCAUUCCGAAGAAGAGGACGACGACAGUAGUACGGACCACGACCUGAAGCCGCACGCCAAUUGGAACCGCAACAGCAAAUUCGAGGACUUGCAGUUGACUUCCACCACCAAAAAACGGGCGAGCCAGAUCCCGAACGCGCGGGUGACCUACGAUAUUGGGUUAACGCACUUCCACAAGGAGGACGAAGACCACCCUUUUCGGCGGGAAUUAUGACACUGCACAAGAACUCUCCGCCCUCCCCCUCAUUUGUAUCGCAUGAGCAGCAACACAAGCAUCAGCAACAAUGCCGGUUCUGCAUGACAGAUUUGUAUUGGAGUACUUAUAGUGCUAUUCGGGCUACCAGAACUUGUCAUGCAUAAUAGUGACAGGAUGGAAGGCGUGGAUUUGGUAUUUUGCAUGAGAAAUGAGGGGGAACGGGGGUUGUGCACGGUCAUAGGAAUCCCGGACGAACCAGAUUCAACGACUGAAAACCCAGUUUCAGCAACGCAAAAAACUUUUGAAAGCGAAACUGGAUUCGGUGAAUUGGAUCAAGGGUGGAACUGGAACAGCAGUAGCAGCAGCAAGAACUAGAACCGGCGCAGUGGAAAUAGAAAAUGCAGGGACUAGUAACAGCAAAACUGAGGGAGGAGCAGGAGCUGCUGGUGCACAACAAAAGGAGCCCGCUGUUGCGCCGUCAGGCAAUGUUGUGAAAGAACCCGGAACCGGACCACAGUUUUUUGAGGACGUGCAAGUUGUCGAGGAGGAGGGGGCGGGUGUAGAAGAUGCAAAACAACAAGCACAACCUGCUUCUUCAUCCCCUACUGCCACAGCUACACAACCAGCAGCAGCAAAUACAGAUGUCGUGCCAGCGAAUAGUACAACAGCCAAUGACCACCCGGAAAAUUCCCGAGCAAUGCGGGCAUCAAACGGAACUGAAGAUAGAAAAGAAGUUUUACCAGAGAACUCUACAAUCUUACCCCCGCGACCUACUGCUGAGUCUCCUGCUCCUGCAGCGGUACUAGAAAAACUGCCACAUCCAGAAGAGCAAGACAAAAACAACGCGUCGCAGUCGGAGCAAGAGUCCAUUCCAGACUACGCGAUGGCGAAUAACGUGCAGGUGGUCGAAAACUCGAAAAAGCGGGUGGUGACCAGUUUGGGUGAGGGGAUGAGUCCCGUGGGGACGAAACCCAGUAGUACGACAACGAAUUUUCCAGGUCCUCUAGUUAGUAAUCCUGCAGCAACAGAAACAACGUCAGCUGGUGCUGCUGAAACUUCUACCACAAAAAUGCAAGCAGCCCCGGAACAAGCAACCGCUGGUGCUGCCGCGGAGAGCACAACUACAGAUGAUGCAGCGGCCGCUUCUCGUACCGGCGGCGGCAGUGUGAGUUUUGGCGGCGGGGAUUCUCGACCCGGCGGCGGCAGUGUGAGUUUUGGCGGCGGGGACUGAGUCGUGGUUUGCUUCAUUUACUUCACACGUCGCAAGGAACUGCUAACCCAGGAGGAACUUGACACGACAGUCGAUUUUUACUCUGUCUUCUGAACCAGGGUUGCUGGUUUGAUGAUGGGUAGUGGUCUGGAGCAACUUGACUUUUCGAACUCGAAACAAUUGAUGAAGUUGAUCCGCGUCCAUGCUUCCAAGAAAAGAGCACUACGAUGUUGAGCAAACGAUUUAUUUUCGUUUGUGAGGUAAAAACAGUUUCCAAAUGAAUAUCAAU